Messenger RNA from Mycena citricolor, 2126 nucleotides. The record is from the annotation of a GenBank genome assembly. NCBI's taxonomy places the organism in Eukaryota, Fungi, Basidiomycota, Agaricomycetes, Agaricales, Mycenaceae.
GGUCAAGGUCUGAAUAAGGCAAAUCAGCGAUGGCAUCGCUGAGUAUGUGGGGUCUUUGUCUUGGCUGGCACCCCGCCAUACAUUUGUGUGACUAUGCUCCUCAUCCUGCUGACGUGGUCGUAGUCGUUGGGGUUGCCGGCGGCCGAAGCGGCGAUGGUCUUGAAGACGCACUUCCCUCUGGGACUCAAGCCACUUUCUCUUUGAGCUCUUCAUGGCCCACGACGUCAGCGCGUGAGCCCAGGUGCAUGAACCACCAGUGGUUCGCCAGUGGCAGUGUCGAUUGCGGCAUCAAAUUUUUGGACGUUUCGACGUUGACACAGCCGCACUCCUCCGCUCUUACCUUCACCUACGCCUUCGCCUCACUACGAAUCCACUGGCCGGUGUGUUUGAUUCCCGGUCCCAGCGCUUCAGGAAGAGACGAAAAUCGGAAUUGACACUCGGCAUGACAACUGGGGCUGGAGGAAGAGGUGGAGACAAACGACGCGAGUAGGAUUCUGAGCUGUGGCUUACAUCAUCGGACUCGACAUUCUGCCCAUGGUCACCUGGAGAUUCGACAGCGAGGAGCGAGGGCUUAUCGUUCCCGGGUUUGUUUACGUAUGGGAAGAGCAGGGCAUGACUGCCGAGAUUAUGGGUGUGAGUGCAAGACUAUCCGGUGCGUCCUGCGCGUUUCCCACUCGCUUUACGUCAGGUCAGGAUUGAGCGGUGGAUAGAUGGAAUACGAUGGGGGCCGUCGCGACUACGAGAGGGCUUUCUGUUCUAUCACGAGCAGCCUACGACACACUACGUUUUCCCUGGUGUCCAGGGCAUGUGCGCUGGACCGGGCUGUAGAACUUGUCCACUGCUCUGCACAUGAACACUUUUCCUUCCAGCCACUCCGUCAUCCGUAUGCAAUCAACCCACAGUAACUCCGAGCCUGACGACAACGACGUACCGGGACUGAAAGGCGACGACAAAACCGGUGUAAAGGGCGUGGCCACAGACUUCCACCGCGCUGCCCAAGACCAAGAACAUGGUCUAUUUACUUUUAAUGUCUGGCCAGCCGAUAGCCACAGUCCUUGCAACGACAAUCUCGACGUUUGGCGCGUGUACCUCAAGACAUGCAUAUCAUCACUGUUCACGCUCUGGUCUUUUCUACAAACAUGCGUAUAGAGAAGUGGUGGUCGUGCAGGGCUUAAUGGCUGGUGCGUUCCAAGCUUUGACUCGGAGACUGAGAGCAAUGCUUCAGACGCUGGGACCUGGUCUCAAUCUAUGUUAUAUAUAGUGAUUUUGCUCGCUUUGUGGUAGUUUUCGAACGCGAAUACCUCCCUUGUCCCUACCCCUGUUGCUAUGCAUCCAGUCUUUCCUCUGCUCUUCGUCUACCCACUGCCGUCUGCUGCCUCUGUAUCAAUGAUCAAACUACCCAAUUGACGUCUGACCCACGUGCUCCGAAAACAUCAAGGCGACUGUGCGCUUCCUGCGCUGCCCACCGCAUGUCUUCGCACAACCGGAAUCCAGCUGGACACAACCAGCAUCAGCGAGACGAUGAAUGGGAACGCAGGCUGAAAGACGCGCUGCGUAUACUGCAUCGGGAGAAGAAGACCAGCAACGUGCAAGCGGUAAGACGCUUGGCCGCACAGUUUGACAUUCACACUAGUGAAUCCACUGUCAAGCGUCGAAGGAAGGAGUGGGGUUUUACAGGCGGUGCCACUACGGAGCAGUCCAUGGAACCAGAGGCUGUUGAGCAGCUCGUGCUCGAUCAGCUGAACAAGGACCCUAGUGACAUGGCUGGCGUGAAUACGAUAUGGCAUCGAAUUGCCUUUGACGAUGAAACCAUCAUUUGUCGAGAGACGGUUGAUCAUUGGAUGCAUGUGCACCGUCCUGAAGGCUUUCUCAAACGGGAUCCCACCGCCAAGGUCAUUGAACGCGUGCCCAAGCCAAUGCUGCUCGGGCCUGACCACCGCUGGUCUGCCGAUGGACACGACAAACUCGUCAAGUUUGGCUUCGGAGUAUACAUGUGGGUUGACGAAGCUACGAUGUACAUCCUUGGCGCGUACUUGCUUCCCAACAACCGCCUGGGGUCAGUGAUCGCAUGGAUCUUCCUUGACCUCGUCGAGAGAUACAAAGGAGUUCCUAAAACAACAACGACA